AUGUCUGAUCCAGGCGAGACGGUCGUUUCGCCAACAAUGGCAGAUGCAAUGCACGGCGUUGCAACGCUGGAACCUGUUAGGGACUCGCCCCCUGGGAGGCAGUUUUACCGGUUGUUGCCUCAUGCCGAUGACUUGGUGAAGAUUUCCCACGAGCAACGACAGGGGACCCAUCUCUGUGCAGAAGAGGAGGAGCAGAACGGCCCAAUAGAGGAGGCGGAACUGGAACGAAUUCACAAAAUUGCCGACUGGAAGGUCGAUCCUCCGCCUCCCCUCGCCCCUAUCGAGGUUGACGCAGACGAUGUUGACCUUAUACGCAGGUACAUCCCACCUGCGGUCUUCAGACGGCUCAAGUCGGGUUGCAAUGUGUUCCUGAAUGAAUUAAGGACGGUGUCGGUGAUGUUCAUUUGUGUGCGGGGGCUGGACGUUUCGUCAUCCACUGGUAGCCAAGUGGCUCACAAGCUCAUGAAAAUGACCCAAAAAGCAGCAUAUACCAUGGAAGGGUCAGUGAACAAGUUCCUUGUGGACGACAAGGGGGUAUUGCUGCUCGUAAUGUUCGGGUUGCCGCCAGUGUAUCAUCUCGACGACCCUGUCCGCGCCAUCAUGGCAGGGUUGCGUGUGAUUGACGGCAUGAAGAUGUUUGGACUUGAUGCUGGAAUAGGCAUCACCAGCGGUCGAGUCUGGUGUGGGACCGUCGGAAACGACUUGCGAAAGGAGUACACGGCGUUAGGGGACUUCGUCAACCUCGCGGCCAGGCUUAUGGCGAAAGCGGGGCCCCGCGAAAUAUAUGUGGAUGCCAACACCCACCGUUCGGCGCAGCAUGCCAUGGAAUUCAAGCAACUGCCGAGCAUGAAGGUCAAGGGGAAGGAGCAUCCAAUCGAAGUGUUCAUGCCAACGGGAACGCUCAUUAACAAGGUGCAAACCGGCCCGGAAUUGGGUCCCCUGCUGUCUUGGCCGGGGUGGCCAUGCCGGAACCAGCUGCAGAGUAUUCUAGAGCCAUCUACGAUGUAUAAGAAACAGGGGAAGGCCGUUCGCCCCCCUUUGGACUACCCCGUGCCCUGUGGGCCUGUUUUCGCACACGAAUGGUAUGAGCCAUACAUGCCCCAGCUGCAACCUUUACUGGAAGUUGGCGGGGUGAUGGUCAUCAAGGGAAGGGAGGGCCUGGGGGCGAAGGAGCUGCAAGAUUACAUUCGUGAUUUUGGCUCGAAGAAGUCAAAUCGUCAGAUGUUUUGUAUCAGCAACAUGCCGGAUUCCCCCAACCUCAACAUCGGCAAUGUUCCUUUACUCGCAUGGAGAAAACUCUGCACAGAAAUGGUUGAACGUUGGCGUAGCAGUGACAAUCGAGAAAAAAAGGGUUAUUCGCGUAUUGACCGCGACAACUCAGUCUACGGCCUAACAAAGGAACUCAUACAUCCGUCGUUUCAUUGGCGGCUGGAAGAGAUGAAGCCUGUUGUACACGGUUUAAUCCUGCCGCAUGAGCUACCUGAAAAUCAGCGCCUAGCAAAGGAGCGACGAAGGUGCAUGAAACGACUCCGCAAGCAGGGAUAUGUCCCCAUGUCACCGACAAUGGCCCUUUUGCACAGGCCCGCUGAGUGGGUGGAAGAAGCAGGGCAUGACAGCGAAGCAUCUGAUAGUGAUGGCUCUACUCCACGGCAUCUGUACGGGCCCAGCGGCGAGUCAAUUGCCCCAAUAAUAGCAUCUCUCGUGAAUGGAUUUUCCCUGUUCGAGAGCUCCAUCGUGGUUUUGCACGUUCGCACGGGCACAAGCGUGUUUGCUGAGAUGGACAGUGACAGCUGGAGAGUAGCGCGCCUUGUAGCUCGGGUAUCGCUUGUCCGUCGCCAACACAGACUGGAUGAUGACAUGCGGAACCUGAAGGAGUGGCGAUGCAAGCACUCACGCAAAUGUUGGUGGUGCAAAGGGUAUCGCACAGCCACGGUGGUGGACAGCAGCGGGAAGGUUAACCCUGUGCAUUCCACCAGUCUGUGCAAGCCUCUUCCCUCGCAAUUCUACCAGCCGCUGGUUUUUGUUCUAAUAUGCAGUGACACAACCGACAAUGUCCCCGAACAGCAGCAGCUUGUACAAAUGGCAAAGGACAACAACGCAUACAUUGAGCUCCGCAAGCUUACUGAGGACGAGACUGCUAGCUUCUUGGCCCACUGCCUCCACAUUAACCGCAAGUACUUGUCUGCCGAGUUCGUGCAGUAUGUUCACCGUGUAUCAGCAGGGAUCCCCAAGUAUAUUUUCCUGACAGCGGAGCAACUGGUGCAGGACGGACACGUUGUACUGAAGGAGCGAAAACGAAAGACUCGUGGGGCUGAUGAACUCCUUAGAGAAAACACGCGUAACUUCGAACUGCGGUACAGGCAGCUGCUACUGCAGCGCAUGGGCAAGCAAUACCAGAACCUCCAACAAGAAUAUGAAACCCCAAGGGAGAAGAGAAUUUCCAAGCCUCAGGAUGUCGCUCAGGAUGGCAUGCAGGUCUCAUCGCCGUCCGACGAUUCCAGCGAUGAGGACGACACGGAGGUUCGUUAUGUGGAUGACGAAGUUAUUGUGGCUGUCAUUGGCCUUCUAAAGACUCUCAAUAAGCAGCGUAUUGAUUUAGGCUUGGAUCCAGACGAGGUCUUUAUCCCUCCUUUGUCUCCCCAUGGAGAACAAGAGGACUGGAGAGCACAGGCUCAGUACGACGUGUUGUCGCCUUCCUGUAUGCCGCCAGAUGCAGCGGCUCUGGAGCUCAUGCCUCCCCCCGCUUCUUCUCUUCUGAGCGCUGUAUCUUUCUCGCUUGAAGGAGAAGCCAAUGGGGAGCCAGUGCGCUCUCCAUUCUACUUGGCUGAGUGUUUCCGGCGGCGACUGUUGGACUGGGGACCCAAGGAGCCAGCUAAGGCGAAUGAACAGGACAGGUUCGAUUCUAGGGACUCAGCGACUACCAACGAUGACCAGCAGCACCCGAGACGCCUCCCCUCACGACGGAGGGGACGAAAGGCCAAUGGUUUGGGGGGAGCAUCUACGCACUGCCGCGUAGGAUGGCAGGAGCAGCUGGCGCAGGAGGACAGUCGGAGGAUCCGUCGGGGCAAGUUAACGGAUGCCGAGUUCGCUCUUCUGUGUUUUAGACCCUCGUGGAUGCCGUUGGAGUUUGAAGACCUCGCGGCAUUACGCCGAAGCCGGCGCAGACGGGUGGCGCAAGCGAAAAACCUGGAGUGGGACAGUGAUGCUGAUGAGCCCAUUGUGAAGCAGGGUGGUACAGAUGACGACGGUGGUUGGGGAAUCAAGCGUUACAGUGAAGCGCGCGUUGUGUCGGACUUGAACUCUCUACCUUUCGUUCCCCAACUCGUUGCAGACUGCAUGUUCACAGUUGAACGGCUUCUGCCGGAAGAGCAGAUGAUGGCCAAAGUGGCUUCUGUGUUUCCUAUAGCUUUCAGACCAACUGAACUCCGAAUGGCGUACCCCCGCCGCAUGUUGUCGAAAGACUUCUACAGCCUUGUCCAUCAGCUCAUAGUUAAGGAUGUGCUGGAGGUUUGUGACCCUCCAUCCCAAGAAGAACAAGAAGCCCUCAGUCAUUUCGUUGGGGCCCCUGCACCUAAGACGGUUGCACAAAGCACGGCCACCACAGUGACCAUCACGCCACCAGACGGAGCAGGCGGGUCAGCCCACGGCAAGUCUGCAUCUUUGCUGGAUGUACCAGGCGGCGGGGCUGGAGCACAAGUAGUGCACAGUACCACUAUAGAGGACACCCCUUUUCCAGGGCUUGGCCCGGGACAUGAACGCCGCCCCAGCGUUAUGAAGGCAGGUGGCAUUGUGACGCCAGCGAAGGUUGCGGCUGCCGGAAGUGAGAAGGGUUCCCAAGGCCAAGACAAGUCAGCGUCUGAUUUUGUGACGGAGCAGCAGCAGAACUGUUUUGAGGCUGACGUCGCUGUAGGCAGUGCAACAGGCGAAGCCUGGAGCAGCGUUCUUACAACUCCAGAAGGAAAGGAGGUUCACAUCCGUUUUACAAGUAUAGCGCUGCAGAGGGUUGUCUCAGAUUUGCUGCUCUCAGACGAACGCAGCUGGCUUACCCUCGUUUGCCGUCGGGCGCUGGCCCAGAGGUUCUCUACUACAACUGAAUCAAAAGGCAAACAAAAGAUGGCCAGGAGCAAUACCUCAGGGGCCACCGUUGGAAAUGAGCCUUCUGUUCACGAAGGGCCUGAUUCUGUGGACGUAAUUCCUGAGUCCCUCUUACAGGGUGUGUUGGAGGCAGAGAGAGAGCAGCAGACACGAACAGGCGGACAUAACUUGAAACUGCCAGUCAUGUACCAAUCAGACGAUAAACGGAAAGAAUCAGAGUCAGCAACCACUCCACCAGCAACCUGUGUCGAAGCGGGGCAAAGCGCCAAACUCGCAGACGGAGGGGCGCAUGACUCAAAAGAAGUUGAAAGGGCACCUAUUUAG
Messenger RNA from Eimeria maxima, 4419 nucleotides. Its product is annotated as adenylate cyclase, putative. The record is from RefSeq and is a predicted model, not a curated record. Lineage: Eukaryota; Apicomplexa; Conoidasida; Eucoccidiorida; Eimeriidae. Gene Ontology annotation, biological process: cyclic nucleotide biosynthetic process; intracellular signal transduction. Bases 1 to 4419 code for a protein of 1472 amino acids. The transcript is spliced from 24 exons.